Saccharomyces kudriavzevii IFO 1802 is the source of this 2175-nucleotide messenger RNA. RefSeq names its product Pxl1p (gene PXL1). The transcript has a single exon. NCBI's taxonomy places the organism in Eukaryota, Fungi, Ascomycota, Saccharomycetes, Saccharomycetales, Saccharomycetaceae. The record is from RefSeq and is a predicted model, not a curated record. Bases 1 to 2175 code for a protein of 724 amino acids.
AUGUAUAACUCAAUUUACGGUUCUCCCUUUCCCAAGAUAAAUCCGAAAGUUCGCUACAAGACGGCUUUAGAAAGAGCAGGCUUUGAGACAAAGCCACGCAAUCCGUUCAACAGCCAGAGAAAUGCAUCCACCGGAAGCCUACAAACCUCAGUGAGGUCGCCCCCGAUGCGCCAAAGAAAUGUAUCAGCAACGCCGUCUGUGCCUAAUAUAACGUAUACUUUAUCUUCACAAAAUUCUCAUCCAUCUGCAAAAGGUGGGUCUGGCAUUUAUCCGCCGCCCGUGCUGGACAAUCGUGGGAGACAGAGUGUAACGCCUUCGAAGAAUAGCAACAUUACGUCUUCCUCGAGGCCCAGCAACAUGUCUCAUCCUAUCUCCCGCACAAGUGAGUGCGCCUCGCAGGAAGACCCCUUCCGUUUCGAGCGCGGGUUAAGUCAUCACCAGGAACAGUAUGUUCCUCCUCAGCAUACUAAUGAAACGUCUGUUAACAUGGAUUCCGAAGUCAUAGAUAACUCUCCUUUCAAUUUUGAAAAAGAAAAUCCUGCUAAUGCUAGGAGAGAACAGGAUUUGAGCCCCAUCGAAAAAAGUUUUAUGAUGCUAACACAAAACGACACUGCAAGUCUUGUGAACCCGAUUGGGCAAUUUGAUGAUCGAAGCCCUCAUGACCGGGACCAGGAACUCGAAAGGGAGCAUAAAGAAGAAGAAAAAGAAGAAGAAAAAGAAGAAGCAGAAGAAAACAGCUCAGUAAAAUAUGAAGAGAUGGUACCAGAAGAGGACGAAAAUGAUGUGGAAAGUCUAAAUUUUGAGCCACAUCCUGAAUUACACAUAAGUUUUGAUAAACCUCAGCCGCUUCAAGAAGACUACUCAGAAAAAAGGCAAGAGGAUGAGGGAAAUAAGGCCUCAAAAGUCCCGAAAAUCAACGUUACGAGAGAAAGCGUCACACCGCACUUAUCAAUCAAUACAUCAUACAACAGUGAAUCAACCGGCUCUAAAUUAUCUCUUGAUCACAAUACCGCUGGCCUGGAGGCUUCAAAGGAACCUAAAUCACCAGGCGUUUCGUCUUCAUCCACAAAUGUAGAGGAUUUGAGUCUUGAAGGUUCAAAUGAGAAGCGCCUCUCAACAGCACCAUCAGAAAAUGUUGAAACUCCAUACAUGGCAACGAACUUGCAAGUGGAACAAUUGAUUGCUCAGUUAGAUGACGUUUCGCUACUAAGAAAUGCCAAGCUCGAUCUUACCGGGGACUUGCUGGAUGUAGCGGAUAGAAAGGCCUCCAGGUUUAAAAAAUCAAGUGCAUAUUUAUCUGGAUACCCUAAUAUUAACAUACCUUCAGCCCCGAGUCUAACAACCAUCUCGCAAAGUGCCGAUAAAAACUCGUCCAGACAAAGUCUUUUGGCGGAUGACGAUGGCGUUGACGACGAUGCUCCCUCUACCUCUACCACUAACGGUGGUACACCAAUAUUUUACAAGUUCAAACUGCCGAAUAUACAGUCCUCCAAUGGGGAAGGGAACAGUUCGCAAGAAAUUUUCAAACCGACAAUCCCUACAAUUGAAGUUCUACAACUGCAGCAUAAGCAUAGUAUAACAGAUUUGAAAGAGGAAACCGGAGAAGAACUGAAUAAUUCACGAGCCUCAUCGAACAUUGGAUCCAAAGGACAUAGCCCCGAUGGGAGUUACCAUGAAAGUAACUCGGGCGAGUUCAAAUAUCCACCGGGGGAGGGACCCUGCAGAGCAUGCGGCUUGGAAGUCACAGGGAAACGGAUGUUUUCCAAAAAGGAAAACGAGCUGUCGGGUCAGUGGCAUCGUGAAUGUUUUAAAUGCAUUGAAUGCGGUAUCAAGUUUAAUAAACAUGUUCCCUGUUAUAUUCUGCUCGACACGCCAUACUGCCAGAAGCAUUACCACCAGGAAAAUCACAGUAUUUGUAAAGUUUGUUCGAAUUUCAUAGAGGGAGAAUGCCUGGAAAAUGACAAGGUAGAACGUUUUCACGUGGAUUGUUUAAAUUGUUUCUUAUGCAAGACCGCGAUUACGAAUGAUUAUUAUAUAUUUAACGGAGAAAUUCCAUUGUGCGGCAAUCAUGACAUGGAUGCUCUUUUGAAAGAGGGUAUCAAUGAUUCCGCACUAGGCAACGAUAAGAACAAUACUCUUUCCCGAAGGAGGACAAGAUUGAUCAACUUCAAUUAG